This is a messenger RNA of Pelobates fuscus (common spadefoot toad), 1490 nucleotides long. Its product is annotated as acidic mammalian chitinase-like. Gene Ontology annotation, molecular function: chitin binding; chitinase activity. The coding region runs from base 1 to 1473 and encodes 490 amino acids. Gene Ontology annotation, biological process: chitin catabolic process; carbohydrate metabolic process. The transcript has 11 exons. NCBI's taxonomy places the organism in Eukaryota, Metazoa, Chordata, Amphibia, Anura, Pelobatidae. The record is from RefSeq and is a predicted model, not a curated record. Gene Ontology annotation, cellular component: extracellular region.
AUGGGUACUAUCAUUCUCUUCACAGGUUUGUUCCUGCUGCUGAACGUACAGCUGGGCUUUGCCUAUAAGCUGGUAUGCUAUUUUACCAAUUGGUCCCAGUAUCGACCAGAACCUGUAAAGUACAUGCCAGGGAACAUUGACCCGCAGCUCUGCACGCACCUCAUAUACGCCUUCGCCACCAUGAGCAACAACAAGAUUGCACCUUAUGAAUGGAAUGACGAUGUGUUGUACAGUCAGUACAACGCCUUGAAAUCACAGAAUCCAAAAUUGGUUACAUUGUUGGCAAUUGGUGGGUGGAAUUUUGGGACAGAGAAGUUCACAGUGAUGGUGUCAACUGCUGCCAAUCGCAAAACAUUUAUUGAUUCUGUUAUUGCAUAUCUCCGGCUAUACGACUUUGAUGGCAUUGACCUAGACUUUGAAUAUCCUGGAUCGCGAGGUAGUCCAGCAGAGGAUAAACAACGAUUUACCACCCUUACACAGGAGUUGCUUAAAGCUUUCGAAGAUGAAGCAGCAGCUACAAAUCGUCCACGUCUCCUAGUAACUGCAGCUGUGUCCGCAGGAAAGGGAACCAUUGAUGCUGGAUAUGAAAUUGCAGAGAUUGGAAAGACCCUGGAUUUUAUCAGUGUUAUGACCUACGAUUUCCAUGGUGGGUGGGAUUCCGUUACUGGCCACAACAGCCCUCUGUGUUUGGGUUCAAAGGACUAUGGCGACUUUAAAUACUUCCACAUUGCGUAUGCUAUGAAUUACUGGAAAGAUAAUGGCGUUCCUGCAGAAAAACUCUUGGUUGGAUUUCCAACGUAUGGCAGAACAUUCAGAAUCUCAAGUUCCACCUGUGAGAUAGGAAUGACUGCGUCUGGAGCGGGAUCUGCUGGACAAUAUACCCGCGAGGCAGGAUUCUGGGCCUACUAUGAGAUCUGCACCUGGCUGAAUGGAGCAUCAAGCAAGUGGGAUGAGGAACAGAAGGUGUUUUAUGCCUGCAAAGGCAAUGAGUGGGUUGGAUAUGAUAACAAACAGAGUUACGAGUGUAAAGUAAAGUUCUUAAAGGACGGUGGAUUUGGGGGAGCCAUGGUGUGGGCCAUUGACCUGGAUGAUUUCCUGGGAACAUUUUGCAAUGAAGGAAAAUACCCAUUGAUCAGCCACCUGAAAUCCUUGCUAGAAGGUUCAGUCACCAAAUGCCCUGGAGAACCAUGUGGAGGAGAUGUGACCAACCCUCCCCCAGUUACGACCCCUCCAGUUGAAACCACACCGCCCCCAGUUACGAACCCUCCAGAUGUAACUGAUACACCACCUGUGACCACCCCAUCAACCACUGAAAUUGACCCCAACUUCUGUGCUAGUAAAAAUGAUGGUUUUUAUGUAAAUCCUGUAAACCCCAACAGGUUUUAUCAGUGUGCUUCUGGCCAGACCUAUGCCUCCCAAUGUCCAGCUGGAACAGUAUUCGAUGACAGUUGUAAAUGUUGCAAUUGGCCCUGAGCACUCUUUUCAAUAAA